Macrosiphum euphorbiae (potato aphid) is the source of this 285-nucleotide messenger RNA. Lineage: Eukaryota; Metazoa; Arthropoda; Insecta; Hemiptera; Aphididae. The record is from the annotation of a GenBank genome assembly.
AUGGCUGAAGUGAAAGCAGAAACACUUCAACUAGAAUUAGACCAAGCAAAAGAGUGUAUUGAGAAAUUAACAGUAGAUUUAGAACUCUUAAAGGCUGUGUUUGAGAAAGGAAAUGUAUGUGAAGAGGGGGGAGAUGGUGCCAAUUCUUUCAAAGUUAAGCAACUUGAACAACAAAAUUUACGUCUUAGAGAUACACUUUUCAGAUUACGAGACUUAUCCGCCCACGAGAAACAUCAAACACAAAACUUACAAAGAGAAAUUUACAAAAGUCUAAUGAAGAACUAA